GUCUAUAUAAACCUCCAAUAAUAACUGGAUUAAUUAUAUUUGAGAAAGAAAAAUUAAUUUUUUGGAAACGUAUUUCAAAAUACACAUCACAGGAAGAAACAAUAAUGCAAAUGCAUGUUUUCUUGCGUCAUCAGAGAUUGAGAAAACUCGAUAAUAUUUUGGACCACGUUAUGAUUGGCGGUAGUAACACUAAUCUAUAGGUUGUUAUCACACCGAUAAGGUUGCCGGAGUUCCUAUCAGGUAGCCAUAUUUUUGAUACAAUAUAUAGGUGAUCGAUAUAUUGCCACAUAGUUCUCAGUAAACGGCUAUCAUGAGAUGGAGUUAUAAUCUCGGUGCUGUUUUCCACGAUAAUUCCUAUUAAAUUCCUUUUUCAAGUAUCGGAUCUUUAACAAAUAUUUAUUGUUAAGUAACUAUCUGCGCGACGUUGAAAAAAAAGUGAUACUUAAAAAUCUUGUUUUCGCAAGAACUUUCUUCAUAUUUCAACUAUUAGUGAUUAGACCGCUAUUAUUGGUUUGUUGUAUUUAGUUUUCGGUGCAUUUAAUAUCGGUGAAUUGUUUUGCAAAAUUAAUUUUUCGAGAAAUUUUAAAGAUAUACAAGUUUAUCGUGUUAUAUCGUAUAAAGGACUUGGUCAGAUUUUUUUUUCUGUAUUUUGUUUAAAUUCGCCGGGAAACAAGACUCGUGUCAUAGAGUCAUUGUAAAAGGAUAUGCGAUGACCUUUAAGGGCAAAGUACACGUUAGAUUUUCAAGGAAAACGUGCAUGAAAUACGGAUUUAUCGUGCCUGAAAAAAGAUUUACGUAUUAAAGCAAUACACUAAAUCGUGAAGGAAUUUCUUUGGUUGGCUCCUCAAUGAGUCAGCUAACGGCGGUACGUUUUUAACUUCGACUGAAAAAGCCGUAGGAGAUUUCUCAACUUUUGUAUCGACUACGGAAACCGUACGUUCGUUAAUCGAGACGAAAAGAAAAAAGCGAGAAAAAUGGCAGCCGGAUAUGACGAUUGUUACGACGCUUCUUGGCAUUUGAUACCGCCCGAUUAUGUCAGCAACGAGGAGGAUUACAGGCUACUGGAAAGUAUGAAAAUGCCGGCUAGAACCUCCGGUUUCGCCAUCAGUGACAUUUUGGAGUUGAACGAUGCCAAACCAUCGCAAGAAGAACAAGAUGUGCAAGGUACUACAACGGUUUUACCAACAGCCAAUGACGUGCCGUCGGCUUACCAGCAAUUUCUGGAGCACACAACCGCCAUGUUGCAACCUAUGCACGCUAAUCUGAAUAGGGGUACGCUACCACCGCCUCCACCAGGAUUAUUAGGAUGGCCAACUGGACCAGCACUACCGUCGGCAUUACCUCAACCUUUGGAGGAAGUAAAUGUCCUUCAACAACCGGAUUCGACGAGCCCGGCGAUCUCGGAUAUGUCGUUCCCGUCGCAGCAGGAAAACAGUCACGAGUCAUCGAAGGACGAAGAGUCACAGGACUUCGAGGACGAGCAGCAAACCGGUAACGAGACGACGCAACCCCACGAGACCGAACACAAGAAACGCAAGCGACGCGUGCUAUUCUCCAAAGCACAGACUUUCGAGCUGGAACGACGUUUCCGUCAGCAACGUUAUCUGAGCGCGCCCGAGCGAGAGCACUUGGCCUCUAUCAUUCGCCUCACGCCGACCCAGGUGAAGAUCUGGUUCCAGAAUCACAGGUAUAAGACGAAGAGGGCGGCGAGCGAACGCGUCGAGGCCGGCGGCAGCGGCUGUUCACCCAGAAGAGUCGCCGUGCCGGUGCUGGUGAGAGACGGCAAACCUUGCCAAUCCAAGCUGAUGGAACCUACCGCCUAUCCUGGAAGCGGUCAAGUCCCUAUGGGACCGUACAUGCAGAAAUAUUGGUGGUAAGGUAGCUAACCUAGCUAACUGUAAUGAAACGAUUUGAAGCAAUCCGUGGUGAUUCACGCUAAUCGAUGAUUAUUGCGCGAGUCGAUAGCAAUUGCCGAUGAAGAGACUAUUGCGACGAAAAGUCAUAAAGACUGAGGCGAUAGAUAAAGAAGAAAUUCAAGCUGAAAGUCAUGAAAGAUUUCAUGGCAGUGAUGUUGAAUCUGUUAAAAGGCGUUCGCAGAUUUUUGAUAAUAUACGAUAAUGAUGAUACUUAUAAAUCGUUAUAAUCGUCAAUAUCAUCGAUACUGUGUGUAGAAGAAUGAAAAAUUAACUAGUGAACAAGUAUUAGUUGAAAAUGAUUGACGAAAUUAAUUUUGGGACAUUGGUUCUUACGUUCGACUUCUAGUGUAUAACUGGUGCAUAUCUACUUAAACUCUUCAUGCAAUGAAAUUACAGAUAUAGUUAUAUAAUAAAAAGCUAAAUUAUUUCUGAAUUUGACGACGUGUUUAAUCAUCGGAUGUAUUUUAAAAAACGCAUCGGACUUUCCAAAGUAAAAUUGGAUGAAGUACGACGUUUUACGAAACACAUUUUCAAAAAUGUUUAAUAGGCACAUUCAACGAAUCCAAAGCAGAACUAAAAUCAUUUAUUACAUUAUUCGUGCGCGAUAAAUAGCCCGUCAAAGAUAAAAGAAAAGUUAAAAGUAUCAAUUUUCUUUAAAUAUAAAUUUUUCUAAAUCUUUCUAUCAAUAUACCCGUUAUCCAAUUAUCUUUGAACUUUCGUCAUGAUGCUAGAAAACGAAAAUUGGAAAACGUUUUGCGAUAACAAUAGAUAUUUGUUUAAGUUGAUGUAUUUUUUCGAUAAUUGAUGAUUUGUUAUAAUGAAUAUACGCCAAGAUUUAGCAAACAAAACAGCAUAAUUUCGAAAAUUCGGAAAAACUUAGACAAUUAUGGGUAAGUAUAUCUCUUACAUGCAAUGCAAAGAAACCUAAGAAAGUUAAUUGAUCUAUGUACAACUAUACCCUGAAAAAUAUUACAAUGGGAUUUUAAUCCCAUUCCUUAAAACGAGUAAACAUCGCGACUAUUUAGUCACUUGUGUAGAAUACUUAAUACAUAUGCACAAUCGUUUACUUUAAAAAACAAAAUGUUGAUAUUGAUAAUUCAAAAAUUGAUAAACCUUUAAAGGUAUAAUCAAGUGCUGUAGAUAAUUAAAAACAUAAUUUGUAAUUUCUUCAAUUGAAGAUAAAUGAUAUCUAACAAUGCGGUCACUUGAAAGAUUUUACGACAAGUGUUGAUAUUUAUAAAAAAAUUAGAGUAUGAAUAUUGGCAGAAACCAAAGAUCGCUUUCGCGUCUAAUGAAUUAGUUUGACGUAAAUAGGUAAAUAAUUAUAAAUAUAAAAAGCAUGUAGAAAAAAGCACAAUUCUUAUGAGUUCUGGUUUGCGAUAAAAUUAAUUGCAACUGCAGUAUCUUAUCGUUCUUGACUCACUAAUCAAAAGUCUCUAUAAAAUGGUUAUAGUUACAGCCAUUUAAAAUGUUAUAUUUUAUUAUUAUUUUAGUAAUAUUCCAAGUUAAAAAAUAUGAGUGUUAAAAACUAUAAUAUAUUACAGUCAAUUAAACCGAGAGCCAAAAUCCAUAAGAAUUAUGCGGAGUCCUUUCACUAGACGAUAUCGAUGUCGCAUUCUUACGAAAUAAGCUAUUUGUACAAACUGUUACACAUUAUAAUGACUCACGUAUGUAGAUUUCAAAUUAGUCCUUAAAACGUGUGUCACAAGAAACAAUAUCUCAUAAGUGCAAAGAGUUUCAAUUGAAUCAUAAAAUGCAUAAGGUCGUCUAAUAGUGUCGUCUUCAUAUUGCAUAAUUCACGCGCAUUUAACUCUUUCUGAAAAUCCGCACGAAAAUGGAUUACUGCCACAAUAGAUCGAGAUCGAAUUUAUAGCUCAAUUAUGAUCUAUUAAUUCGAACGUCAAAAAAUUUCUAUGACAUAGGCAUUUCUUCACGAUUCAUAUACAUAGCUAAUAUAAACUAUGCACGGUUUUUCUUCGUGUCGUCAAAAAAUUUGCAAUAUAUGUAUUUGAUAAAAUUUCAAAGUAGAGAAUUUUAUACUUGCAAGAUAGAGUUACAUAAUUUUGUGAUUUCUGAUAUUUUUCAUGUCUCGUAAUAGAUUUUGUAUAAAAAAAGAAGCAGAGACUUGUUUUUAAAUGUACUUAAUGAGUACGUAAUUUUUAUAGCGUACAAUAGAGUUGAAUAUUUGUAUCAAAAUAAAGAUCAGAAAAAAAUUUAUUCCGAUAGAUAUCAAUGUGUUUGUUAAUAAUUUAUAUAAAUAAAUACGUACUUUGAAAAAUAUUAGAAAUUUAAUUGAAAGAAAAAAAAUUUGCUACAAGAGCAAAAUUUUGUUGAUAUUAGAUUAGACUUUGUAAAUCACUAUUUUAAAUUUAAAAUAUUUGAAUCUUAAAAUAAUGUGUUUGUAUUAUACUAAUAUAAUAAUAUGUUUCACAAUUAUUGUAAUAUUACAAUAAUUAAAUUAUAUGCGAGGUCCUAACACUGCGCGAGCAAUCACAGAAAUAUCCCAAUGUUUCAUCCUUACUUAAUUAAUUAUUGUAGUUGUAAGCUGUAUAUAUGUACAUUGUGUAUAAUAUAUAGUAAACUAAUAUAUCAGAAUAUUUAAUAAAUCUGGAUCUUAA
Solenopsis invicta (red fire ant) is the source of this 4534-nucleotide messenger RNA. Its product is annotated as homeobox protein Nkx-2.5. Bases 975 to 1877 code for a protein of 300 amino acids. The record is from RefSeq and is a predicted model, not a curated record. Gene Ontology annotation, cellular component: nucleus. The transcript is spliced from 4 exons. Gene Ontology annotation, molecular function: DNA-binding transcription factor activity, RNA polymerase II-specific; RNA polymerase II cis-regulatory region sequence-specific DNA binding. Lineage: Eukaryota; Metazoa; Arthropoda; Insecta; Hymenoptera; Formicidae. Gene Ontology annotation, biological process: regulation of transcription by RNA polymerase II; cell differentiation.